GGUCAACAGAGUGGGGGGUUUUCUCUGAAUCGUGACGAAAAAUGGUUGCUACAUAGCUCGCAGAUAUCGUUCUCAGUGCUAUUUUAUUGUUUUUUUCCGUAAUUAUUUUGUUUUGAAUGUGUACAAUUAGUGACAAGAAGUGCAUAAUGGCCCACGGAUUGAAUUCAGUGAUAAAAAGAGGUGUAACAACUACAAACUGUAGGAGCGAAGGUAAAGGCAUUGGAUCACGUAGGAUAUUCGCUCCUCAUUUUAAAUUGCAAGUGUUAGAUUCGUAUAGAAAUGAUGCAGAUUGCAAGGGAAAUCAAAGAGCUACCGCUAGGAAGUAUGGUAUUCAUCGAAGACAAAUCCAGAAGUGGUUGCAAGUGGAAAAUACCCUUCGUAAUAGCGUGAGUAAAGAAAAAUCCGAAUGUGCGACAGAGACAAAAGCAUGCGAGUUUGAAUUGACCUUGAACGGCAACAGACAGCGGGACGACGAAGUGUUCAGCAGCGGAGUCGAAGCUCGGGUUCCGGCGCUAACGCAAAGCCCUUUGGCGCCCCCAUACGCCCCGCCGCGACCCCUCCCCCUCGACUUCACUACACACAGUCGAGGCUCUGGUCGCACCAGCCCGAAUGUCGCCAGGCCAGAUUCGCCCCUCUCUCCUCUGGACCCCGCAGCACCCAUAGAUCUCUCGUUUAAAAGACCUACUUCGAUGACCAACGCACCUGUGCUCUGCCCCGUCGCUCCCCGCACCCCUUCAGCAGCACCGACCAAUGCUCAAGAAACUGGCCAAAGUAUAUUUUUGCCACUACCAGAACCUGUCAUACCUCAGCAGCCCCAUUCUGACAUUUGGGACUUAUCAACGAAAGGCAUUAAACGUAAGAGUCCUAGUCCUGAACCUGUAGUAUCUCCAAAACCUGUAAAAUUAUUUAAACCUUACCUAGAUGACAUUAAAACUACGGAAGAAAUUAAAGAAGAACCUCCCUAUUGUAUAAAAACUACUGAAGAAAUCAAAGAAGAACCUCUGUAUUGUUCUGCUGCGUUAUCACCAUGUGAACCUUUAUAUUGCAGUAAUGUAUGUGAUAUCAAAUCAGAAUAUAACAGCUCGUACACCUUACACGAAUUGCAACCCAACACAGGUCUUAAUUAUUACUACUACCCAUCUUACCCAUCCAGUACUGAGUAUGAAUGCCAUGGAUACUGCUGUGAAGAUAUCAGCUAUGGCCAAAAUGUGGCUCCAUUAAAACACAGACAAAGUUAUAGUUUAGAUUUCAAAUUGAGUGCCAUAGAUUGUUACUAUCAAGACUCUAUUUGUAAGGGAAACCAGAGAGCAGUCGCUACAAAGUAUAAUAUUCAUCGGAGGCAGAUACAAAAGUGGUUGAAGCAGGCUGAAGAACUGAGACUCCGGAAUGAAUCUUUAAAACAGAUACAUGCUGUAAGGUAGAUUAUUGUUAACUUUUUAGUAAGAGUAUCCAAAAUAGAUGGUCGACUCUUAGAAGAUCAUUUACUUUUGUUUUAUAAACAUUGGUUAUAGCAUAAAUACAUUUAAAUACAUUUUUGGGAAUAUUUAUCAGUAUUAUCAAAAUUAUAGAUCAACUGGCAGUAUAGAUUUACCAUAUUUAAGCUUGCUAUUUUAGUUUGAUCAUAUGAAAGCUCAAAAAUUAUGUAACAAAAUAAUUAUUUGUUAAAUUCUGUGAUUUUUUAAGUGUUGACAUUAUAUUUUGGCAAACUCUGUAUAAAUCCAAGCCAAGAGUCUAUUAGUUGUUAAGAAAAUGACAUAUCCGAUUUGUUUAUUUGCCUUAUACAAAUGUGGGUGCUAAUUUAAGAAUUAUUGCUCAGCAUAUGACAAUGUGCCUUGUUAGAUUGUAGGAAAACAUGUGCCAAAAAUUGAACGGGAGGCAGCUAUUGGUAUACCUGAAAUUAUGCAAUAUGUUCUAGUAUUCUGUUUUUGAAAUUCUUCUCUUUGUCUUCCUUACAUUUGCCAUUUUAUAUUUGGAGUGUGAACUGCCAAAUAUCUUAUUUACUUAUUUAUUAUUUAUUAUUAGUUCUGUAUAUUUUUUCUAUAAUAAUAGAAUCAACUAAACUAGUUAGUUCUUAUAUAUCAAAUUGGAUGUAUCUUAGCAGAAAAAGAAAAGUUUUCUGUAACAAUUUUACCCACAUUAAAAUAGCUUUUCAAAAGAGCAAGGUGGACAUUGAUAAAUUCACUCCCCAGGCACAACGCGUGGCACCUGAGGAGUGGCGGCAGAAGUGAAUACUCUUUCUUAUAGCGCGUUGUUAGGUGGGUUAAUGAAAUUUUUCGUUUGCAUAUUACUGAACUGUUAUUAUUUUUUAUAAUAAAACCACACAUAUAAAUUCUUUAAAAUUUAAAAAACCUUAUUUUUUGUGAAAAUUUUGUUAAAUGAUUUUAGUAAUUUUCAAAAUGUGUUAAAUAGAAUAUAAAAUCUUUUCGUCAUUUACCAUUUCCAUUAUUAUCUUGUAUUUCUGUUUACUUCAUUUUGAUUAUCAUUAUACGUAUUUCAUUGUGAUGGAUUUAAAAAACAAAAAAUAUCUUCUCGACGGGGAAUCGAACUCCAGUCAUUAGUGUGAAAAGUAAAAAAGUAUAAAUAUACAGGGCGAGUCAUGAGGAACUGUACAUACUCCUACCUCGUAUAGAGGCCCCUAUGGGGAAUAACAAAUGACCAUUAAAAAGUGUCUGCUCCCAUUGUUUAAUAAUAUACAGGGCGAGUUUCGCAUUUUGACAUAAAUUUAUAUUCGUCAUAAUUUUUGAACGGUCAGAUCGAUGUGUCUCUUAUUUUGGUCAAUCGUUACACUAUUACCACCCAAUCAACUGAUUUAUUCAUACUAGAAAAAAAUCAGGUUCGGCUUUAAAAAAUUAGUUCGUUUGGGUCUUAGAAAAAAUUUCACCCUGUAUACGCUUUUUGAAAACUAAUAUUAAUUUUACAAAUUAGACAAAUAGGCAAUUAAAAUGACAUAUUUAUUUUUUCCCCACACGAUUACUUAAUUUUUUAUAAAAAAAAUCAAAUUUGACUAUGAAUUAAAAAUUUGGUAAAGUGAACCAUAGAUUUAAAAAAAAUUAACUUUUAUUACAAAAAUUAAUUUUUUUAAACAAAUAUUUGAUUUAUGUUACCAGCCAAUCAACUGAUUUAUUCAAACUAGAAAAAAAUCAGGUCCGGCUUUAAAAAAUUAGUUCGUUUGGGUCUUAGAAAAAAUUUCACCCUGUAUACCCUUUUUGGAAACUCUAAUAUGAAUUUUACAAAUUAGACAAAUAGGCAAUUAAAAUGGCAUAUUUAUUUCUUUUCCCACACGAUUACUUAAUUUUUUAUUAAAAAAUCAAAUUUGUCAAAAUCGCAAUUUUACCAUAAAAAUAAAAAAAAUUAAACAACGUUUUUCUUAAAAUGAAAUGUUUCACCAUUUUUUUUUCUAUAACACGUCUAUAUCUAAAACUCCCCAUAACACUUCCCUUUGGCUAUAGUUUAACAUAGACGUGAUAAAAUAAAUUUUUUCACUUAAUUUUUGCGAUUUAACUUUGCAAUUCACGAAUCUGCACCUUUUAUUUUUUAAAAUUCAUAACUUUUACGAGAAGAAGACUGAAAGUCUACAACAAUUGUCAUAGGCUUCACAAUGGUAAGAGAUAUGUGCUGUAAAAAUUUCAGAAAAAUUUUAAAUGGAACGUUGUAGCGAGUUAAACCGUGAUUUCAUCUUUUUUUUAUUUUUAGGUUAAAAUUCCGAUUUUGACAAAUUUGAUUUUUUAAUAAAAAAUUAAGUAAUCGUGUGGGGAAAAAAAUAAAUAUGCCAUUUUAAUUGCCUAUUUGUCUAAUUUGUAAAAUUCAUAUUAGAGUUUUCAAAAAGCUUAUACACGGUGAAAUUUUUUCUAAGACCAAAACGAAAUAAUUUUUUAAAUCCGGGCCUGAUUUUUUUCUAGUUUGAAUAAAUCAGUUGAUUGGGUGGUAACAUAAAAUAAAUAUUUGUUCAAAAAAAAUUAAUUUUUGUAAUAAAAGUAAAUUUUUUUAAAUCUAUGGUUCACUUUAUCAAACUUUUAAUUAUUAUUCAUAGUCAAAUUUGAUUUUUUUAUAAAAAAUUAAGUAAUCAUGUGGGGAAAAAAUAAAUAUGCCAUUUUAAUUGCCUAUUUGUCUAAUUUGUAAAAUUCAUAUUAGAGUUUUCAAAAAGCAUAUACAGGGUGAAAUUUUUUCUAAGACUCUAAGACCCAAACGAACUAAUUUUUUUAUAUGCCGGACCUGAUUUUUUUCUAGUUUGAAUAGAUCAGUUGAUUGGGUGGUAACAUAAAUCAAAUAUUUGUUAAAAAAAAUUAAUUUUACCAAAGUUUACUUUACCAAACUUUUAAUUCAUAGUCAAAUUUGAUUUUUUUAUAAAAAAUUGUAAUCGUGUGGGGAAAAAAUAAAUAUGCCAUUUUAAUUACCUAUUUGUCUAAUUUGUAAAAUUCAUAUUAGAGUUUUCAAAAAGCAUAUACAGGGUGAUAUUUUUUCUAAGACCCAAACGAACUAAUUUUUUAAAGCCGGACCUGAUUUUUUUCUAGUUUGAGUAAAUCAGUUGAUUAGGUGUUAAUAGUGUAACGAUUGACCAAAAUAAGAGACACAUCGAUCUGACCGUUAAAAAAUUAUAACUCGCCCUGUAUAUUAUUAAACAAGGGGAGCAGACACUUUUUAAUGGUCAUUUGUUAUUCCCCAUAGGAGCCUCUAUACGAGGUAGGAGUAUGUACAGUUCCUCAUGACUCACCCUGUAUGAUUGUAUACCGCAAGGUUUCUGCGUACGUCCUUAUAUUUUGCGUCACGCUAAAUAAUAUUUCGGGACCGUGCAAAAAAAAAGUUUUGCUGGACAAAACUUAAGAAAAGAAAUAGUGUUUUCGUUUGAAAAUUGAAUUAUGUAAUCGAAUUUAAAAUAUAAUGUCCAUUUUGCUGCUUUUAAGCUAUAAACUAGUUACUUAUUUUGUCUUAAAAAAAAGAGUGAUUAAAUAAUUUGUUUUUAGUAAACAUUUUUGGUAAAUGUUUAUAAAUGCGUAUUUCAACUGUGUACCAAAAUAAAAAAAAAGCACUCUGGUUGAUCAACCAGUCAAAGUUAAAAUAUAGUGAAUCAUGAACCAAUUUUUGAUAUACCCUAUUCCACGAACAUACGCCUGUUUUGGAUUAUUUCGACAACGAAUAUUUUACUGCGCAAAAUAAGAAGAACGAAAGUAAAUUGCAAAUUACAUUGUUGUUUAUUGUAAUAAUUAUUAGCGCCAUUUACUUUCGUACUUCUUAUGUUGCACAGUAAAAUAUUCGUUGUCGAAGUAAUCCAAAACAGGCGUAUGUUCGUGGAAUGGCCCAUAUAGAAAAAUGUUAUCCGAUAUUUGGGAUAUUGAGGAAUAAUAAGAAAUAAGAAAAAUGAAACAAGGUAGGGUUCAAAUGAGAAUUGUGUUAAAAAAUGAUUUUAAUGUGUUACAUAGACAAGCAAAAUAUCUAUGUAGUUGGAUAUAAGAUCAGCUCGUGAUGUAUAAAGAAUUGACAAAUUAAUAUGAAAACUGAUUGUUUUUCUGUUAAGACUCCCUUAUAAUUUAAAUCUCCAUAUGAUGUUUGCAAUCGAUUGAUGUGAUUUGUAGGUAUAUAAUCUUAUCUAAACUAUGUAAAUAUUGAUUUUAUUAUUAUGUAUUAAUAAAUAUAUUGUGACCUUACACCAAUAGGUUGUGAAAUAUCUUGAUAAAGUUGUUUUUUAUCUUAUUGUAUAUUUUUCAGCUUGGCUGAUCCUAUGAAACUUUUUAUAGAUAUUGUAUUAUUUUAUAUGAGAUAUUUUAUAAAUGAUAUUAAUAAAAAUGUACAUAUUU
This is a messenger RNA of Diabrotica virgifera virgifera (western corn rootworm), 5792 nucleotides long. RefSeq lists its product as uncharacterized. The transcript is spliced from 2 exons. The record is from RefSeq and is a predicted model, not a curated record. Bases 117 to 1421 code for a protein of 434 amino acids. NCBI's taxonomy places the organism in Eukaryota, Metazoa, Arthropoda, Insecta, Coleoptera, Chrysomelidae.